AGACGAUUGACGGACGACUGGCUGACUGUCAAUGAGCAAAGAUGGAUGAGCGAGUAUGUCGCCCAGCCACCGAGAUGUCCAGAUCUAGAGUCCUAUGUAUGUCCGAGUAUGGAUGGUAUGCCCUCACUGAUGUCUGUCUGUCUGCCUCAUGCCAUGCCCGUUCUGUCUGUCCUCGGUCGAGAGAGCAGGCAGGCACUGCGGCAGCGAACCCCGCCCUCCUUGCUUGAUACCCCCUACAAUGGGGGGAUUACACCGACAUACAACCAUCAAGUGCCCUUCACACACAGACAGCCAGCGGUCGCUCACUCACCGCUGUCUGUGCCCGUCGCUCCCUCACAGACCAAUGAGUGGUGUAGUGCCUGCCACCCAUUCAUUGUCACCCCCUUGCCCCUCUACACACACACACACACACACACACACGUGCACACUACAUUCAGCACAUCACACCACAUCAUACGACACCACAGCCAUUCACUCACCGAUGUCAAGUCACAAAAUACUGACACCACGCGACGCGCUGGGGGGGAUCCCUCUCUAUCGCCUCUUGAUAUAUCACGGACGGACGGAAAAACACAGCCACACACACUCAUACACUCUGUAAGUAAGUCACACGUGGUGCGUGAUGCCGCAGACAUGACAGGCAGGCAGGCAGGCACAGGAGCCGAGCCACCAGGCGGUCAAAACGUCGCCCGGGAUCCGACCGACAUGCAGCAGCACCGGCACCAGCAGCCGGAAGCACAAACAUUCACCACUACUGUACACCACAAACACUCACAGAGACAGACAGACGGGCACACGAGGAGAGAGACAAAGGGGCGGGGGAAAAACCGACCGACAGACCGACCGACCGACCGACCGACCGACGCUUCCCAUUCCAUCAACGAACGAACGACACGAGAUCGGCAGACACACAUACCCGCGGACCAGACAGGCAGGCAGACAGACAUGAAGGCAGGAAUGGAAGGAAGGCUGUAAAAGCUCGAAUCGCACGCAACAAUCAUUCGCUCCGAUACGAAUUCGACACGCACACAGGCAGGCAGGCAGGCAAAGGCAAGGGAAACAGAAAAGCUCCUCUAUGCGAUGUGAUGCGAUAAGUAAAGUCAAACACGCAUUGAAUGCAUUGUGCUCAUGUUGGGUUGGGGGGGACGGGCAAUGCCAUGGGGAUAAACCGACAGACAGAGAGAGAGACAGGCAGGCAGGGAGGCCAGAACGUGCCCUUAUUGCGAGGCGGCUGACCGAUCCGAUCGUGCCGCCCAAUGAAUGUCAGUCACGCGUGUGGCAAAAAGACCGACCGACCGACCGACACAAACCAACCGACCGACCGACCGACAUCGACUGGACGAAAAUCAAAGAUGGCAAAGCAAGAAGCAGUUAGUUAGCUGUAGAUACGCGCAAACAUGCACAACAUACACACAACACACGAGUGCGCCCUCGCCGUCGAUGGGCGGGGCGGGCCCAUCAAUGCAUCACUUCACUUGGGGAGCAUGUCGGCACUCGAGAUCUGACACAGAGAGAGAGACAGACACAUUACGCACGAAAUCGCAACAGCACUCACGGCCCCCUGGCUGAUUGAACAGGGCAGGGCGAUCUCGCCGCCUUGACGCACCUCUUUUGAUAUGGCCCCAUUGAUGGCGCUGUCGGCCUUGUGGUACGUCUUGGCGUACUGGUCGUCAAACUCCUUGGCGCGAUUCAACCUACACAGGCGUUCGGGUCAAUCCAUCAAUCUGCCCGCCAGUCGGUUCUGUCUGCUCGGUUGUUGUCCUCACUUGAAUAUGGUGGAUGAGAGGAGGGCCGCCACAAAGCCGGCGAAGAAGUAGACGGGGAACCACUCCCCUCCACCAUCAGCACCUGAUUGAUCAAGCGAUAAGCAGGCAGACAUUGGCCUGUUGGGGUGUGUGUGUGUGUGUGUGUAUGGUUGUCACCUUUGUUCAUGACGUUGGUGGUGAUGAAUGCGACGGCGAGUGCGGGGUUGAGGCACGCGCCGCUGACUGGUACCAUCGUGCCCACCGACACGUAGAUCUGGAAGCCAAUCGCCAGGCCGAAAUAAUCGUUGGGGAAGUCACUGCCCCAUAAACAAAUGGAUCGAUGGAUGACCAUGCACAUCAUACGAACAGGCAGUCAGCACAUCAGCAGACGACAGAGUCAUGUCUGUCUUUGUGCGUGGUUUGUUUGGAGGCUUGGCUUACGUGUGUCCGAAUGCCACGUGCAGGACGACCCAGUGAAAGAAGGCCGUCAUGAUCACCUCAAUCUGCACACACAACACACAACACACACACACACACACACACACAGAGAGAGAGAGAGAGAGAGCAACAACCCAGACCAAAUCCGGCAAGGACGCCAUGCAGCACAUGAGGUGGGUGGCCCCCUCCCUCCCUGCGUCUCCACUUAACCAGGAACGCCUCGCCGGCGCCGUAGACGGUUCCGUCAGGCCUCGUCCCUGGCGCGAUGCCGAUGGUCUCGCCGGUGAUGCCCCAGGCCACCAGCGCACCGCAGAACGCACCCAGCAUCUGGGAGCACCAGUAGGAAAACACCGACAUGAAGGUGUGCAGGUCAGGACGGGCCAGCCACAUCGCCUGCACACAGACAGACACAUAGAGAGAGAUGUGUGUCAUCCACACGUAUUUGAUUUGAGAGUGAUAUGGCUGGCUAUGUGUGUGUGUGUGUGUGGCUGGCUGACCAGGGAUAGCCCGGGGUUGAAGUUGGAUCCCGUGAUGAUGCCCAUCGAGUAGAUCAUGGCGGCGCAGUAGAGUCCGACUUUGAGGGCUGUGUCGGUCUGCCCGUGGAUGACGUUGAUGCAGAUCAAGAACGCCAGACCAAAAGUCACGCAGAACUCGCCCAGAUAGGCUGCACACAUACACGACCGACCGACACAUUUCCCCGUGGACCUUCGAUCAACUGCUGUGUUUGCGGGGGUGCUGACUGACUGACUGACUGACCUCCAAAGUUGUAGUUUUGGUUGGCGAAGUUGUUCCUUUUGCCCAGUACCUGCAGCAUCGCGUGGGUGCGUCCGCGGAGCAGACAGGCAGACAGACAGACAGGCAGCAGCACAGUGCUGAUGCAGGCUGCAUGCAGAGAAUGGGAUGUGCCUCUCAUCUCGGUACCUACCUGCGCAACCUUCCUGAGGAUGCCGUCGUAGGGCAGAGCGUCGUUGAACUUGAUCGGGUUGAACACCAUGAUGAUGUGAAGGACCAAUGACUCACUGACUCGCUGACUGACAGCCCAAGAACCGAACCGCCUCAAAGGUCGAUCAAUGGAUGCAACAAUUGCUGUGCAAGCAGCGGUGCUCUGGCACUCUCUGGCGUCCUCUCUCCCUCCACCGUGG
Messenger RNA from Vitrella brassicaformis, 3325 nucleotides. The record is from the annotation of a GenBank genome assembly. Lineage: Eukaryota; Vitrellaceae.